Molecule: messenger RNA, 718 nt
Organism: Salvia hispanica
Lineage: Eukaryota; Viridiplantae; Streptophyta; Magnoliopsida; Lamiales; Lamiaceae
Product: B3 domain-containing protein Os04g0386900-like
Molecular function (GO): DNA binding
Source: RefSeq, a predicted model, not a curated record
AUCUCAGCACAAGAUGUCUAUCCCUACUGUACACAACAAGGAGGUAUGUCAAGUGAAUGAAGGAAAUGAAGGUGGUGAUGGAGUUGGGAGUUGCCUCUCAGGGAAUAAGGAUUUCUUUGAUGUUAUUCUGUCAAAGUCACAUAUCACACGCCCUCACUGUCUGCUAAUGCCAAAACAUAUUCUUCCCAAGCUUCCGAGUGUAACGGUGCCUUUGGUCCUGAGGCAUGGUGACAAACAGUGGGAGACGAUGUACGUUGGAGACAAGAAGAAGCCGAGGUUCGAUUAUGGUGGUUGGAAAACCUUUGUGGAUGAUAACAAUCUGGCAGAGGGAGAUGCUUGCAUCUUUGAGGUGAUGGAGUCGAGCACUCAGAUUCUGAGGCUCGGCGUCGUCAUCCUCAGGAACACCAUGGAUCUGCCGCCGGCACUGGUGUCCAAGAUUCAAUCCCAUGGCAAGACACCAGAGACAGCUAUAGAGAUUUAACUCUCACUAUUUUCACCAUCAAGAAGCUAACUAAUUAAACAUUUCUCUCUGGACUCUAGCAGUCUAGCUUAUCUAUGUUUUCUACUCUGUUAAUUAGGUUAAUUUUGAAGCUGGAUUGAAUUUGCAUGCUUCAUCAUUCUAUAAUGCAAAUUAGUCCAUCAGAUUUCUUGGCCAGCUUUAUAUGGUUAUUUAAAUUUUUAUCCCAUGAUAAUGGCUGAAUGGCAUGUGGCGAUUUUA